AUGCCGUGUCCUCAGGCCAUCCAUGCCGAGGCUGCGCAGCGGCCAAGAAGCCAUGCGUCGGCGGUCACGGCCAGAAGCUCAACUGCUUCAGCACCUGCUGCAGCCCCAGCUCCUGCUCCUGCUCUGACCCAUCCGGUGGUUGAAAACUCGACGGCGGCGCGUUUCGUGUCCAGGUUGAAGGAGAUCCAGAUCCAGCAACCCAAACCGGGCGUGGACCUGGCGCCGGCCUACGAUGGACCGUCCCCUCCCGUCUACGAGUACUUUACCCUCAACUCGGAUACAUCUCACGCAAAAUGCACAUUCAAGUUGCCUCCCUACCCCUACGCCGUCUUCCUCGCCCGCCAGUUUAUGAUCUACGUCGCCCACGACUGGCACUGGUUCCGUCUCCGCCGCUUCCACGAGCGUCUUGUCCGAGUCUACACGACGCCGGAUGCACCCGACUCCAAAGACCGCCUCUGGCUGUGCCAGUUGCUCGUGGCCUUUGUCCUCGGCGCGUCCAUCGGUGGCCACGAUCCCACGUCGCACGUUCGUCGUCCAGGCUCGGCGUCAGAGACACCAGUCCAAGUGUCGGCUGUGUCAAGUGUGGCAAGCCCCAUGCCCCCCCCGUAG
Sporothrix brasiliensis 5110 is the source of this 609-nucleotide messenger RNA. RefSeq lists its product as uncharacterized. The transcript has 3 exons. Bases 1 to 609 code for a protein of 202 amino acids. NCBI's taxonomy places the organism in Eukaryota, Fungi, Ascomycota, Sordariomycetes, Ophiostomatales, Ophiostomataceae. The record is from RefSeq and is a predicted model, not a curated record.